UUUCAGACAAAAAGAAAUGCAAAUAAACAAUACAAGGAAAGGAACCAACAAAUAUAAACAGACAUUAGACUCCUUUCCCUCUCCGCCCUCUUCUUCCGAUCACUCUUCUUUAAUACUGCUCAAGCCUCAAAACAUCCUUCUUUUCUUUUUUUUGACUUAACCAAUUAUCAUUUCUCCACAGUUUUGCAAAUUCAUCCUUUAAAUUUGAUCAAAUUACAUGGUUUUUGAGUCCAAAUUCGAUCUGGGUCAUCGCCACAAUUUCCCAUCUUGAAUUCUCCAAAGUGGGUUUUUGGUCCGCGAAACCCAAUGGUUUCUUUUGCGGGUUCGGUUGUGUCGACUUCUUUUGUCAACAUUUGCAAUAGCAGCAGUGGCCUCUCUUCUUCUNGCAGUGGCCCCUCUUCUUCUUCGUGUAGCUACAAGAAUACAUUUUUACCCAAUUCUUGUAAUUUAGAAAAGCCAUUCUUGGUGCGUCCCCUGUGGAAUAGGAAGACUGUUUGUGCUUGUGUUGCACCUCCUCGGGACUACAAAGCUGCUGACUCUGAUCGGUUUUCCACCUCAAGGUUCAAUGAAUCUGCUAAAUUGGAGAGUGUGAGCUUGUUGAGAGAGCCUGAGGAUGAGUCAGAUGUGCUCAUUGAGUGCAGAAAUGUGUGCAAGUCAUUUGGCGACAAGCAUAUCUUAAGAGGUGUGAGCUUCAAGAUCAGACAUGGUGAGGCCGUUGGAAUAAUUGGGCCUUCUGGCACAGGGAAAUCAACAAUCUUAAAGAUAAUGGCCGGCCUUCUAGCUCCUGAUAAAGGAGAAGUCUUAAUCAGAGGUAAAUUGCGCAAUGGAUUAGUGAGUGAUGAGGAAAUUUCCGGGCUUAGGAUUGGCUUAGUGUUUCAGAGUGCUGCACUUUUUGAUUCCUUAACCGUUCGUGAAAAUGUUGGUUUCUUGCUAUAUGAGAAUUCAACUAUGCCAGAGGAUCAAAUUGCACAGCUUGUAACUGAAACUUUAGCUGCUGUUGGGUUGAAGGAAGUUGAAGACCGAUUACCUUCUGAAUUGUCUGGUGGUAUGAAGAAAAGAGUUGCUUUAGCUCGCUCUAUAAUUUUUGAUACCACGAAAGAUGUAGUAGAGCCAGAGGUGCUAUUAUAUGAUGAACCAACAGCGGGCCUUGAUCCGAUUGCAUCGACCGUUGUGGAAGAUCUCAUUCGCUCGGUUCACGUGACAGGCGAGGAUGCACUUGGGAAGCCUGAAAAGAUUGCAUCUUAUGUUGUCGUCACUCAUCAACACAGUACUAUUAAAAGAGCUGUUGACAGGCUAAUAUUUCUUUAUGAAGGAAAGGUUGUCUGGCAAGGAAUGACUCAUGAAUUCUCCACAUCAACUAAUCCUAUUGUCCGGCAGUUUGCAUCAGGGAGCUUGGAUGGUCCUAUUAAAUAUUAGCUUGUAUAUCUACAGCAAAUACGCAAAAUACUUGUUCGCCCAUGUUUGAACUCGGAGUUGAACAUGGUAGACCAGCUGGCCGUUUUACGGCUGACCUUAUCAAGCCACAACAGAGAGAUUAAAAGUAGUCACAUUGGCAUCUCCCAUGAAUCUGCACAAGUCGUAGAAAAAGUUUCUACUUGUAUUUCAAUCUUAUUCUUCCCUCUUUUUUCACAUUCGUUUUUGCAGUUAGACUGUCGAGAAAUCCAAUUAUAGCAUCUUCACAGUAAGGAAUCAUGUAGAAAUAAAGUGAUUCUUUUUGCUUUGUUAUUACAUUAUAGAAGUUUUGAUUAUUUUAACACCA
Messenger RNA from Nicotiana tabacum (common tobacco), 1759 nucleotides. Its product is annotated as protein TRIGALACTOSYLDIACYLGLYCEROL 3, chloroplastic. The record is from RefSeq and is a predicted model, not a curated record. Lineage: Eukaryota; Viridiplantae; Streptophyta; Magnoliopsida; Solanales; Solanaceae. Gene Ontology annotation, molecular function: ATP binding; ATP hydrolysis activity.